Messenger RNA from Prunus armeniaca (apricot), 1368 nucleotides. NCBI's taxonomy places the organism in Eukaryota, Viridiplantae, Streptophyta, Magnoliopsida, Rosales, Rosaceae. The record is from the annotation of a GenBank genome assembly.
AUGGUGAUGCCAACCGAAACUGAAAGCCCAAUAUACCUGAUGGUUAGGGCAGAUGAAACGAUUUUUUGGUACGUUAUUGAAAGGAAAUCCACGGCGGCGACGGCAGAAAAUGAUAACAACAACGAAGGGAGGAACAUUAUAGUGCUGCGUGAGAGCGAAAGAGACAGAGUCCGACAACUCAAUCUGCCUAGUUUUGGGGGCGAAGGGUUGGACUGGAUUGACUUCAGCAGGCUUGUUGCCGUGAACCGCCGCUUGUACCUCAUUGGCAGUAUCAUUGGGGACACAAAUAAAAUCGGUAGGGUCGGGUUGAGGUACAUUGACUUGGAUGCUACUCCGACGCCGAUCUGGCAUAUUGGGGGCGGAGUUAAUAGCGACAGACAAGGCGGGGCUAUUGCUCGAGAGGAUGGCUGGAUCUUUACUUCGGGAGAUAACCUCUACCGUGUGAAUCAUCCUAGUGGCGACUCCACCAAGUUGCCGAAAAAGGAAGGCCUGACAGGAGAAGUACAUAUGCUUGGUGUUACUAUGAGUAAUAUUUUGGUUUAUAACCCCAUGUUAGAUUACAACACCAUGUACUCCAUAGAUUUGAGAUCUAACCGCUGGGAAGUCAUUUGCGACAGAUUUUGGGGUGUAUGGUCCCCUGGGGUGAUACUUUUUGACGACUCGCUUUUGUUCUCCCUUGGAACGCAAAACCCAUCAUCGGAAAGAGAAUCCCCUGGUUUUAAUGCUCGACCAGGGGUAUAUGCGUUUGAUAUUCGUACUCGUAGAUGGUUGUCCAGCCCACUUGAGGGCCUGAAAAAUGAGGUAGGCCUUGAAAAUUUUGACCCUGACCUUGGCCUUGAGACAGUCCUUCCCAGUGAGGGUCCAUAUGACAGUGGAGAUGUACUCUUCCCUACGGAUGAGCCUGUAGACCUAUUCAAGCCAUGGUGGGUUCCACUGUCGUUGGUUAAAGUUGGAGUCGAGAAUGGCCACCACAAGUUGGGUUUGGUAUGGGAUCGCAUGAUCAUCCACGACAACGAUGUAAGGUCUUGUCAAAUUCAUUGGUGCAAGUUCAAGAUACUUACCCCUAAUGGUGGUGAUAUAUUAAAGGCUGAAUUGCUGUCAAGUGGAAUAUGCAAUCUAGAUGAAACCACUUACAUGGUGAUGAAUUGCACAGCAGGAUUGGUAGUUGCACCAGAUGAGGGCAAUGAAGAAGAGAAGGGUGAUAAAAGAAGAGAAGGGGUCACUGCACCAGAUGGCGGUAAUGAAGAAGAGAGUGAUAGUAAAAGCAGAAGAGGGGUAAAUGCACCAGACGACAGUAAUGAAGAAGAGAAGGGCAAUGAAAGAAGUGGAAGCUGCUUCCCAACAAAUCAGAUAGGGGAAACUCGCUGA